Messenger RNA from Prunus avium (sweet cherry), 1588 nucleotides. The record is from RefSeq and is a predicted model, not a curated record. NCBI's taxonomy places the organism in Eukaryota, Viridiplantae, Streptophyta, Magnoliopsida, Rosales, Rosaceae.
UCGCGUCUUCCCCACGAAAAAUUGAAAAUUCAGAAACUUUGAAUAUUGAAUAAUACACCCGUCGAAAACACAGAGAGACAGACACGAAUGGUGGCCUCGAGACACGGCCUGCCUUCAUGGAUGAGCACAGCAGCUAGCAGAGUUGAUUUUGAAGGAAACGUAGAUACCAUGUUCAAGGAUGGCAAAGAACAGCGAAAGCAGCACCAUGCCAUGCGCGUAUCUGAUGCCAAUUUGGGUUUUGGAGAGAGGGCUCUCUCUGCUGCUGGCGCCGCUUUUGUCUCUGCGAUUCUCGUUAACCCUCUUGAUGUUGCCAAGACAAGGUUACAAGCGCAGGCUGCUGGAGUUCCUUAUCAGGGUCUAUGUGGUGUGGCAUGUUUUGAAACAAACACAAUGCUUCCAGAUUUGAGAUCUUCCACACCACGCACAAGUUCAGUACUUGGAUCCAAGAUCGUCUGCCCUCCAGAGUGUAACCAGUAUAAAGGAACACUGGAUGUGUUGCUCAAAGUCAUACGUCAGGAAUAAAUUGGUGCAGGAAGGAUUUUGGAGACUCUGGAGGGGCACUACUGCAAGCUUAACAUUGGCCAUACCAACUGUGGGGAUCUACAUGCCUUGCUAUGACAUUUUCCGCAAUUUGAUGGAAGAUUUCACAACUCAGAAUGCUCCAAAUAUGACACCAUAUGUCCCAUUAGUUGCAGGGUCACUAGCACGAUCAUUAGCUUGCAUCUCUUGUUACCCUGUUGAACUCGCAAGGACGCGCAUGCAGGCAUUUAAGGAAGCCCGAGCUGGAGUGAAGCCUCCAGGAGUUUGGGGGACACUGAAUGGGGUCAUCAACCCUGUGAAGAGCAAUAACCUCCUUCAAAACUUACAAAACUCUCGCAUCUUGUGGACUGGCCUCGGGGCACAACUUGCUCGUGAUGUUCCUUUUUCUGCAAUAUGUUGGUCAACCCUUGAGCCAAUCAGGCGAAGAAUUCUUGGUCUUGUGGGUGAUGAAGCCAACGCAGCCAGUGUCCUUGGAGCUAAUUUCUCUGCUGGGUUUGUUGCAGGAAGCCUUGCAGCUGCUGCUACAUGUCCAUUAGAUGUGGCAAAAACUCGACGACAGAUAGAGAAGGAUCCUGCAAGGGCAUUGAAGAUGACAACAAGAACAACUUUGCUUGAAAUUUGGAGGGAUGGAGGGAUGAAGGGGCUGUUUAUGGGAGUUGCUCCUCGUGUUGGUAGGGCCGGUCCUUCUGUUGGGAUAGUCGUCUCCUCUUAUGAAGUUGUCAAGUACUUUUUAUAUUAUAGACUUCUGACUCAAUGAUUAAACGUGACACAUUCGUUGAUUGUGGUUUUGGGAUUGUGGUUUACUUGUACAAAGCUUACAAGGUUUUCAAUCAGACACCUACCUUGAGAGGGGGGAAAUCACAAAUUAUGAGAUUUCCUUUGUGGGAAUCACAAUGUUCCUGUCAUGGUGGUGGAGAAAGGCUGCAAAAGCACAGAACACAGCAAUUUUGGAGAAUAAAAGAUUGUCUUCAUGGAUCCCGGGAAUGCCAGGAUUUAAAGUUUUUCCCUUCUAAACAUUCAGUCUUUGAUUGCAGCACAGUAGUGGAAA